GGAGUUUUGCUCUGUCGCCUAGGCUGGAGUGUAGUGGCAUGAUCUCAGGUCACUGCAACCUCCGCCUCCUGGGUUCACGCCAUUCUCCUGCCUCAGCCUCCCCAGCAGCUGGGACUACAGGCGCACGCCACCGCGCCCGGCUAAUUUUUUGUAUUUUUAGUAGAGACGAGGUUUCACCGUGUUGGCCAGGAUGGUCUCGAUCUCUUGACCUCGUGAUCCGCCCGCCUCGGCCUCCCAAAGUGCUGGGAUUACAGGCGUGAGCCGCCGCCCCCCGGCCCUGGCACAGUAUUUCAAGGCCGAAAACUCGCAUCCCCAGUGCCAGCAAUUCUCCUCGUGGUCAAAGAGGAGAAACACUGGGGGGAGCACCCGGAGGUGGGGGCGAGGACGGAGAUCGGGGGUCGACGUCAAGAAAGAAGGCGGGAAGAGGACAAGGUCGGGAGAGGACGAGGAGGGGAGGGAGGACGCGGAGGGGAGCGAGGACGCGGAGGGGAGCGAGGACGCAGCGAGGACGCAGGGAAGGAGGGGAAAGAGGACGGAGAGGAGCGAGGACGGAGGGGGGACGGGAACGAAGAGGGUCGAGGACGUUCAGCAUCCAUUGCGACAGCGACAAACAGGACACGGCCAGGUUCCCGGCGGAGGCAGCGCCCAAGAUCCCCGUUGCCAAGCAACCGAAGCAUGGCGGUGGGGCGGGGUCGGAGCCCGCGCAUUUCCGGCCCCGCCCGCCCGGCUGGUCGGAAGUGACGCAAGGGGGCGGGGCCAGCGGCGCGGGCGGGUGAGAGGGCGCGGCGGCAGGUCCACCUGGGCUUGCGAAGGCACAGAUUCCCCGUCCACAGCUCACGACCAGAUGCACCAGCAGGAGUCCACAUCAAGGACGUCCUCCGGGCACUCCCACGACCAGUGACCAGGAGUUAAACUUUGGGAUGUGCCCGUGAUGUUGGACCACAAGGACUUAGAAGCCGAAAUCCACCCCUUGAAAAAUGAAGAAAGAAAAUCGCAGGAAAAUCUGGGAAAUCCAUCAAAACAUGAGGAUAGCGUGAAAAGCGCGCCUCCACAGUCCCGGCUCUCCCGGUGCCGAGCGGCGGCGUUUUUUCUUUCAUUGUUUCUCUGCCUUUUUGUGGUGUUCGUCGUCUCAUUCGUCAUCCCGUGUCCAGACCGGCCGGCGUCACAGCGAAUGUGGAGGAUAGACUACAGUGCCGCUGUUAUCUAUGACUUUCUGGCUGUGGAUGAUAUAAACGGGGACAGGAUCCAAGAUGUUCUUUUUCUUUAUAAAAACACCAACAGCAGCAACAAUUUCAGCCGAUCCUGUGUGGACGAAGGCUUUUCCUCUCCCUGCACCUUUGCAGCUGCUGUGUCGGGGGCCAACGGCAGCACACUCUGGGAGAGACCUGUGGCCCAAGACGUAGCCCUCGUGGAGUGUGCUGUGCCCCAGCCAAGAGGCAGUGAGGCACCUUCUGCCUGCAUCCUUGUGGGCAGACCCAGUUCUUUCAUUGCAGUCAGCUUGUUCACAGGGGAAACCCUGUGGAACCACAGCAGCAGCUUCAGCGGGAAUGCAUCCAUCCUGAGCCCUCUGCUGCAGGUGCCUGAUGUGGACGGCGACGGGGCCCCAGACCUGCUGGUUCUCACCCAGGAGCGGGAGGAGGUUAGUGGCCACCUCUACUCCGGCAGCACCGGGCACCAGAUUGGCCUCAGAGGCAGCCUUGGUGUGGACGGGGAAAGUGGCUUCCUCCUUCACGUCACCAGGACAGGUGCCCACUACAUCCUCUUUCCCUGCGCAAGCUCCCUCUGCGGCUGCUCUGUGAAGGGUCUCUACGAGAAGGUGACCGGGAGCGACGGCCCAUUCAAGAAUGACCCGCACUGGGAGAGCAUGCUCAAUGCCACCACCCGCAGGAUGCUUUCCCACAGCUCUGGAGCAGUGCGCUACCUGAUGCAUGUCCCAGGGAACGCCGGUGCAGAUGUGCUUCUUGUGGGCUCAGAGGCCUUCGUGCUGCUGGACGGGCAGCAGCUGACGCCUCGCUGGACACCCAAGGCAGCCCAUGUCCUGAGAAAACCCAUCUUCGGCCGCUACAAACCAGACACCUUGGCUGUAGUCAUUGAAAACGGAACUGGCACCGACAGACAGAUCCUGUUUCUGGACCUUGGCACUGGAGCCGUCCUGUGUAGCCUAGCCCUCCCGAGCCUCCCUGGGGGUCCACUGUCUGCCAGCCUGCCGACCGCAGACCACCGCUCAGCCUUCUUCUUCUGGGGCCUCCACGAGCUGGGGAGCACCAGUGAGACGGAGACCGGGGAGGCCCGGCACAGCCUGUACAUGUUCCACCCCACCCUGCCGCGCGUGCUGCUGGAGCUGGCCAAUGUCUCUACCCACAUUGUCGCCUUCGACGCCGUCCUGUUUGAGCCAAGCCGCCACGCUGCCUACAUCCUUCUGACAGGCCCGGCAGACUCAGAGGCACCCGGCCUGGUCUCUGUGAUCAAGCACAAGGUGCGGGACCUUGUCCCAAGCAGCAGGGUGGUCCGCCUGGGUGAGGGUGUGCCAGACAGUGACCAGGCCAUCAGGGACCGGUUCUCCCGGCUGCGGUACCAGAGUGAGGCGUAGAGGCACGCCAGCCAGAGCCUGUGGAGAGACUCCGCCUGCUGACACUAAACGUCCUGGGAAGUGGGCCCUUCCCUGGGUCUCUGCACUGACUCCCCCACUCCUGACCCUGGUGGUGGUCGCCACUGGGCAGCAGCGGCCUUACCAGUCCUCCAUGAUCACACCCAGGGACCUGCAUGGGUGAGGGGACACCCUGGGCCUCUCUCCCGCCCAGCGUCCUCCCUGAGUCCCCACACGGGGCCUCACUCUGCACCCCACCAGGGUCCCGCUCACACCAGGCGGCCUUCAUAGUGGUCUCCCUGGCCACCUUGGGCAGAGCUGGGUCGUGCAGCACCCCAUCCUUACCCGGUGCCCUCUCCUUGCCAGCUUCUCCCCAGGCCAGAGCGGCCAUCGCGUAGAAAGAACCAGGGUGUCGCCGGGACAGGCCGUCCCCCACCCCAUCCUGUAGAAGUCCAUUCCCCUUUUCCCUCCUGUGCUCUGUCCCCCAAGGAGUCAUGGAAUUCAGGGUACUGGGCCUCAACGGGAACCUGAGACAGCUCCAGCUUCGCAGCCCUUCCCGGAGCUACAGGGGGAUCCUCUAGCAUGGGGGUUGUGACUUGGUUCUUUUGACCAGGUCCUGUGAGGAAGCCUGGAGUAAGGGUCUCCCCCAGCAGGAUGGGUGGGGCCUGCUCUGGAGCUGAGCCCGUGGCCGCUCACAGGUGUCCUUAGUGGUGUUGCAGCUGUCUACUGGCUGCAUGUGCUGUGAAUAUCCCAAGGAACUGGCUGUGGAAUGCGUGUUUGGGUCAGUCUGUGCCCUCUCAGUAGACACUGGAGCUGCUCUAUCCCUGAAGAGGCCCCGUGCCCCAGGCAUGGCAAGCGCCUGCCUCUCCCCUUCCGGUGCUCACACGCCCACGCCGUGUCACCCGAUGCAGGACUCACCUCUGUGCCUUGCUGCUCCUGAGGCCCAAGGGCAGCCAUGGUGCUCUGUACUGCUCGGGCCGCCCAGGUCACAGAGCCUGAGCUUCGUAGCCAAAGCAGCCUGAUGACCCACCCACUAAGGAAGAAAGCAGAAUAAACAUUUUUGCACUGCCUGAAAAA
Gorilla gorilla gorilla (western lowland gorilla) is the source of this 3664-nucleotide messenger RNA. RefSeq names its product family with sequence similarity 234 member A (gene FAM234A). Bases 932 to 2590 code for a protein of 552 amino acids. Lineage: Eukaryota; Metazoa; Chordata; Mammalia; Primates; Hominidae. Gene Ontology annotation, cellular component: cell surface. The record is from RefSeq and is a predicted model, not a curated record. The transcript is spliced from 13 exons.